CCCGACAUUAACGCCACCACCGUGAAAUUGCCAGGUCAGGGGCAUGUCCAUUUCCAGGCUGAGUCGGACGACCACUCCAUGUCGUUUGUGUUCAAGGUGGACGAAGACUGUCGUAUAGCCGAUGCGGACUCGAGACUCGUACUGGUGAGAGCCGCGAUAGCGAGGCUUCAGGAGAUAGAAGCAGCAUUGACGCUAAGUGUGGAGUGCAAGACGGCCAUAGACUCGCUAGCGCCUAUGUUUCCUGCGUCGAUAUCCAACCUACCUCCGGAGAUACUGGCCGAGGUCUUCACUCACACCCUUGCGCCUUGCCCAUACGUUGAGCCAUCUGUAUCUUGCUCCCCCAUAGUCCUCGUCAGGGUCUGUCGUCGUUGGCGAGACGUUGCCCUCGCCACGCCGCGGCUAUGGUCUUCAUUGCACGUAUCUCUCUCCAAGGUAUACCAGUCAUGCUGGACCGGGUACUCCCACUGGCUCAUGCGAGCUAAAGCUGCCCCAACAUCGCUACGUAUCUUGUGUGAUGUCGACCCGACAUCGCUGGAUCCUACGCAGCACACGCAACUCUCGUCUCGUCUGGAGCCACUCAUCUCUCGCUGUAGUAACGUAUGCCUCCAUGGCAUCCCUAUUGACGGCCUCUUGAGCCAUGUGCCGAAACUCACUCAUCUUGAACUCUCCGGCAGCCAGCGAAACGUGGCCCGAACCUCUUUUGCGGUUUCAAACAUUGUCCCACGUCUCACUAGCGCGUCGCUUCACUUCAUGGCCUAUGAAGUGGACGACCACCAGUCGCUCGCACGCUUCCAGCUACCCUGGAUGCAGCUUACAGAUCUGCGCGUUCACUUCAUCCUCCUCAGCAGCACCAUGUUUUUGACAAUCAUCGGCAUGUGCCCGUCCCUGACCGUACUCUGCGCUUCUUGUGUAUCUACAACGGAUGACGUCGAGUUGGGCCGACACGUGCACCGACACGGCGGCUUAGACGAGUGCAUCUCCCAUCCUACGCUACGUCAUUUGGAGAUGAAAGUUCUUCGUCCGCGGCUGGACGUGCUCUUCAGCGCGCUCGAGCUCCCCGCGCUUCGUAUUCUGGAUCUUUCUUUUUGUCUUAGAGAACGUGACAUCUGGCCACACGAGGAGUUUGCCGCUUUUGUGAGGCGGUCGGAAUGCACGCUAGAUACGCUCACCAUUCGGCAGAACAAGACCGCGCACCCAUUCAAGGAAGCGUAUGAGAGGCUUCUGUGCAAACACGUGGUCAUGCUCCCUCCUGCUUGA
Messenger RNA from Coniophora puteana RWD-64-598 SS2, 1257 nucleotides. RefSeq lists its product as uncharacterized. Gene Ontology annotation, molecular function: protein binding. Lineage: Eukaryota; Fungi; Basidiomycota; Agaricomycetes; Boletales; Coniophoraceae. The transcript has a single exon. Bases 79 to 1257 code for a protein of 392 amino acids. The record is from RefSeq and is a predicted model, not a curated record.